AUGGGUGAACCUACAGAAAAGCCGCCCCAGGAAAUUGAAAGUGAAGACGAAGAGGACCAGACCUUCGAAACCCUCGGACUCGACGGUCGUCUUAUGCGUGCCCUAAACAAGAAGAAAAUUCACAAACCCACGCCCAUUCAGCUAGUCGCUAUUCCUCUCACCUUCAAGGUAAGACAUUUGCUUCAGAAGCUGUUCGCUUCGGAAUCAAAGAAGAAACUUGCUCCGAGUGCAAUCGUUCUCGUCCCUACCCGGGAACUCUCUCAGCAGGUUUAUUCAGAGGUUUCAUCAUCGAUUGAAUUCUGUAGAGCUCCUUUGAAAGUUGUACAGUUGACAAGCAGCAUGCCUGCUCUUGAUUGGCGGACAGCUUUAGCGGCACUACCUGAGAUUCUGGUUAUUACACCAGCUUGCAUAAAGAAAUGCUUGUCUGAUGGUGUUCUUCAACCAGCUUCCAUUGAUGAUUCACUAGAAAUUCUCGUUCUCGAUGAGAUGGAUCAACAAGCUAUCAAUCGCAUACCUGGGUCAAUCUGCAGCGCGAUAGUAAAGGCUCCGUGUUGGCUGGGUGCAGUCGCUGGCUACGGGAGAGGAUGAGGAUGAGGAUGAGGAUGAAGGAUGAAGAGAAGAGAAAGGCAGCAGGAGAGAUGGUUAGAGUUUGUUUUAUGAUUUGGAUGUUGUAAAUAUUGAAAAAGAUAAGGGGCAAUUUUGUCUUAAAAUGUUAAAAAUUUGUGUUUCAUAGAUGUGAAACUAGUCAUUCCA
This is a messenger RNA of Pyrus x bretschneideri (Chinese white pear), 753 nucleotides long. Its product is annotated as DEAD-box ATP-dependent RNA helicase 16-like. The record is from RefSeq and is a predicted model, not a curated record. Gene Ontology annotation, cellular component: nucleolus. Gene Ontology annotation, molecular function: nucleic acid binding; RNA helicase activity; ATP binding. Bases 1 to 588 code for a protein of 195 amino acids. NCBI's taxonomy places the organism in Eukaryota, Viridiplantae, Streptophyta, Magnoliopsida, Rosales, Rosaceae. The transcript is spliced from 5 exons.